GCUAACUGGGACAAGUAAGAAUGAUUAGUCUUAUAGAAGAAUUCCAAGCGACUGGCUGACUAAUGGAUUCUCGGUUGUCCAAAAAUUAGAAAGGUCUUUUUUAUUUAAUUUGGUGAUAGUUUGGUUGAUAUAGUUAAUUAGUUGCUCGGGAUAUAUGGUCGCAUUUCUUGGCAGAUAAGCCUGAUCGAGAUUUUUUCCAGGAGGACAUUCCACGUUGGGGUCUUCACUACCUGACAGAUCGCAGCCCCAUCGUGGACCUUCUGUUGUGUGAAGCUCGUCAAUGUCGUGAAAAUGUUGGCAAAGACAGUAUGUGCCUAGAAAGGAAAGUAUCCAGCUGUGAGUGGGUAAUGCUAGAGGAGGAAAGCCUACUACAAAUUGAACAGAAAAAUCAGCUUGAUUGAGAGAUGAUCAAGGAGCAACGGUCGACAAGUAGAUAGAUAUAAAUAGACAGCUCCACAAGUAGAGACGCACUUUUUUUAAACACUCUGUCGAGGCAAUCACGAAAGAACAGUUCAUAGUUGCGAGAUAGGGAGAAGAGAGAAGUCAGUAGCAGUUGGGGAAAUUGCUAGAAGAAUAGCGGAUAUUCUUGAUUAGGUUUGCCGGGAGUAAACCAGAUUUCGAGUCUGAUCGGUGAUGGGGAGUUUCCUGGAGAUUGUAUGUAAUUGUGAUUUGAUUACAAACAUCUAGUGGAACGUCGAAGGACUCGAUUGAGGACCUUCGAUCGUGGAUUAGUCGGUACUAAAUCAAAUAGUACCGGAUACCACGUAAAAAUUUGUGUUCUUACUUUGUCUCUAAGUUUCUUCACUUGAUCGUUGCCGCGGUGUUGGAAGCUCUGUUUUGCAGGUUUCCUCGACGAACAGGGGACUUGCCUGAAGCACGAGUCAGGGCUCUAAGUUCUGGAUCAGAAGAAACUAGGAACACACACGAAUCAGUUUCUGUGGGCUUGUCCGACUAACAAAGCCCAUUCCGAGUCAUUCUAACUUGGCCCAUCUAUUACGAUAAAUUUGUUUGUUUUAUUUUAUUAUUGUGUUUGUUAUUAUUGACCCUGUCAAUUAUCUUUCAUUCCCAAUCCGUGUUUCAGAGAACGAAAAAUUAGGGUUUGAGAUCGGGAUAAAGGAGAAAGUCUCGCGCUCGACCACCCAACAAGUGGUAUCAGAGCCUGGUCGCCGGCAAUCAAGCCUUAACAACCUCCGACGAGAAUGAGUUCGAGUGCAGGCAACGGCAACGGUAUCUACAUGGCGGAUGGUUUCUCGCAGACACGUCCUCCCAGAUUCGAAGGUGUCAACUACGGGUAUUGGCAGAAUCAGAUGGAGCUCUUCAUCGGCUCAACAGAUCCAGACUUGUGGAAUAUCGUGCUCGACGGACCGCUGGAAGUCAAGAAGACUCGGGGAAAAUGGUCGGAAUAGGAUAAGAAGAACUUUCAACUCAAUUCCAAGGCGACCAAUCUGAUGUACUGUGCCUUGGGACCCUAUGAGUACCAUCGAGUGACUGGUUGCAAGACAGCCAAGGAGAUCUAGGACAAGUUGCAGAUAGCACAUGAAGGUACUUCACACGUCAAAAUUUCCAGAAUAAAUAGUCUCAAGCAGGAUUUCGAAUUGUUUGUCAUGAAGCCAGACGAAUCAAUUAAGGAAAUGAACGAUAGGUUCAUGAACAUAGUUAACAGUCUCAGAAAUCUGGAAGUAGACUAUCCCGGUGCUAAUUUGGUGAGAAAAAAUUUCUGGGCAAUACCUAAAAGAUGGACUCCGAAGGUCACUGCCAUUGAAGAAUCGAAGGACUUGACCAAGCUAAGUCUCGAUGAGCUGAUGGGAUCGCUGGUAACCCACGAGGAGAAGCUCAGAAGAGAAGAGGAGAAGAUUCAAGAAAGGAAAGGAAAGGAACUGCUUUCAAAGCAAUUUCACAUGAUGAUGAACUCGAUGCAUUCGAUAAGCUGGAAGACGAAGAGCUAGCACUGCUUAGCAAACAUGUGGCAAAGCUACUCAGGCUGAGAAAGGAAAGAAGGAGAGGGGCACUGGUCAACAAAUCUAAAGAUGGAGAUGCUGAGAACGAUCAAGCAAAGGUGUCAAAAAUAAGCGGAAGAAAAAACAAUGGUGAAAGAACACUGACUUAGGGAGGGUGCUUCAAAUGUGGCCGAGCUGGGCACAUAAAGGCGGAAUGUCCACAGUUGAAGAAAGAAAAAGCAUAUGCAGCUACCUGGAGCUGCAGUGAAGAAGAUGAUGAGUCAGACACAAAUUAUAAGCAAGAGGCAUACAUGGCAAUUGAUAACAGUGAGGAUGAACGCGGCGUGGCUAAGGUAACAUCCUCUAACUAUUAUUCUGACUAUUAUGGCGAAAAUAAUCAGAUGAUAGAAACAAUUAGAGAAAUUCAACUGGAAUUUGGAAAUGUCAAAAGUAGAUAUGGUAAGUUGAAAAGAGACCAUCUAGAGCUACAAAAAAAAAUAUCAAAAGUUGCUAGAUGACAAGUUAGUUACUGAUCUAAAGCUAGAGGAAAGUAAAAAACUGUGUGAAAUACUAGAAAUCAAGGUAGCUGAAACAGAAGGUAGAAAACAGUGUCAGCAUGAUGAUACCUCAUGUCAAAAUGUUAGAGUGAGCAAAAUCGAAGUCAGAAACACAGUUGAAUGCUUCUACUGUCAUCAAAAGGGGCAUUACAUAGCUAAUUGCAAGAGAAGAAUUGCAAAAGAAGAAAGAAUGAAAACUCAGACAUGUUUUACAUGUCACAAAGAAGGUCGUAUAAAAAGGAAUUGCCCUCAAUUAAGAUUAAAACUAGGAUUGUCCAAACUUGUUUGGAUACCCAAACUGAAUUAGCUGUCUCUUUAAUCAAGUCUGUCUCCAAGUGGGCAUGGAAGACAGUGAAUGGAUUCUUGAUAGCGGUUGCUCACACCACAUGACUGGAAACGAAAAUCUCUUCACAAAUCUUCACAAAAUUAAAAAGGGUAAAGUUUACUUUGGUGAUAACUAUAGUACUGAUAUUUUAGGUAGAGGUCAAGUAGGAUCGAACCCCUCCAUCAAAAAUUUCAUGUUUGUUAAAGGUCUAAAGCACAAUCUGUUUUCUAUCGGUCAAAUGUGUGGAAACACUAAUAGAGUGGUUUUUGAACCUGAUCGUUGUUAUGUUGAAAAUAUCCUAACUAGUCAAGUGCUUUUCACUGGAAGAAGGAAAGAAAAACUGUUUUGUAUAGACUUAAAUGAUAAAAGUCAGUUUAAUGAAACCUGUCUUGUGUCAAUAGAUAAGAACGAUCAGUUGGAGUGGCAUAGAAGGUUAGGCCACGUAGGAGUUGGAACUCUCUCGAAGUUAGUAAGCCUGGAUUUAGUAACAGGAAUUCCCAAAAUUCACUGCAAGAAAGAAUUCUUUUGUGAAGCAUGUGCUAAGGGAAAACAAGUCAGAAGUACGUUCAAAAGUAAACAAAUCAUUUCAACAACUAAAGUUUUGGAAUUGCUUCAUUUGGAUUUGUUCGGACCAAGCAAUGUAAAAAGUCUUGGUGGGAAAUUUUAUGCAUUCGUAAUAGUAGAUGAUUACUCAAGAUUCACUUGGGUACUUUUUCUGACUAAUAAGAGUGAUGCAUUUCAGAGUCUUAAAGUGCCAAUAAAACGACUUGAAAAUGAAAACUUUUGUAAUGACUCGCGCAUCUCUCACAAUUUUUCAGCUCCUAAGACUCCUCAGCAAAACGGAGUACUGGAAAGAAAGAAUAGGACUCUGAUAGAUAUUGCCAGAACCAUGUUAAACGACUAUGGUGUUCCUAAGAAAUUAUGGGCAGAAGCCAUUAACACUGCUUGUUAUGUUGUAAACAGAGCAUUAAUUAGAUCCAAAUUAAACAAGACCCCUUAUGAACUUUGCAAAGGAAGAAAACCCAACUUGAGCUGCUUUCAUCCAUUUGUGUGCAAGUGUUUCACCUUAAAUACAAAAGAUAAGCUAGGGAAGUUCGACUCUAAGUCAGAUGAAUCGAUAUUUUUAGGAUACUCAAACCAGAGUAGAGCUUAUAGGAUUUUUAAUCAACGGACCCUCAAAGUCGAGGAGUCCAUUAAUGUGGUAUUUGAUGAGUCUGUGAGUGUAAGUACAGCUACCAUAGAUGAUGAAGAUGAUCUGGGACUUGGCAGCUCGAUUUCCAUAGUUCAGGACAGGGCAAGAAUGGAAUCUGGAGAAAACAAUGAGUCAACUGCUGAUACAGGUGACAAGACUAAGGAGCUGCAAGCACCACCCCACAUUCAAAAGCGGCAUCCAGUGUCUCAAGUAAUUGGAAACUUGAACCAAGGUAUGACCACUAGAUCUCAAUCUGCAUCUGCUCAUACUGCCUUUGUGUCUCUAGUCGUACCUAAGAACAUUGAGGAAGCCUUGCUUGAUGAGUUUUGGAAUGCUUCUAUGCAAGAUGAAUUAGGGAAGUUUGAAAGAAUUAAGGUGUGGGACUUGGUCCCUAAACCUGUGGACAGAGUCCCUUUAGGAACUAAAUGGGUUUAUAAAAAUAAAUCAGAUGAAAUAGGCAAUAUAACUCGAAAUAAAUUCAGACUAGUGGUUCAAGGUUACUGUCAAGAAGAAGGUAUAGAUUUUGAUGAAACGUUUGCGCCUGUAGCUAGAUUAGAAGCUGUAAGACUUCUUUGUGCGUAUGUAGCUUCUAAAGGAUUUAAAUUAUUUCAAAUGGACGUAAAAAGCGCCUUUUUAAAUGGGGAUUUAAAGGAAGAAGUAUAUGUCACUCAGCCCCCUGGUUUUGAAAAUCAUCAGUUUCCAGACCAUGUAUAUAAAUUGAACAAAGCUUUGUAUGGUCUUAAACAAGCACCUAGGGCAUGGUACGAUAAACUUAGUUCCUUCCUAGUUAAUGAUGGGUUUCAUAGAGGUUAUGUAGACAAGAUGUUGUUUAUUAAAACCGAAGGAGAACACACUAUUUUGGUACAGGUCUAUGUUGACGACAUCAUUUUUGGGUCAACUAGUAUUGAAAUGUGUAAAGCCUUUGAAAAUACAAUGAAGAACACUUUUGAAAUGAGCAUGAUGGGCAAACUGAGUUAUUUCUUAGGAUUACAAGUAAAAAAAACUUCGAAAGGGAUUUUUAUUAGUCAAACCAAAUAUUUGAAUAAUAUGCUAAAGAGGUUUGAACUAGGUAAUUUAAAAACUGCCCUUACCCCCAUGGGGUCUUCUGUAAAAUUGACUAAGGAUGAGUCUGGUGUCAAGAUCAGUGAUCGAAUGUUUCGUGGAAUGAUAGGAUCCUUGCUCUACCUAACGGCUAGCCGUCCGGAUAUCUUAUACAAUGUUUGUGUGUGUGCUCGAUUCCAGAGUUCUCCUAGAGCCAGCCAUCUAUCAGCUGUAAAAAGAAUCUUUAGAUAUCUUUCGGGAACUCAGUCCUUAGGAUUGUGGUACUCCAAGGAUUCUAGUCUAGAUUUAGAAGGGUAUAGCGAUGCAGACUUUGCUGGAUGCAUUGAUGAUCGUAAGAGCACGUCUGGUACGUGCCACUUCCUUGGAACUUCCUUGGUUUCGUGGGCUAGUAAGAAACAAAACUUAGUAGCACUAUCGACUGCUGAGGCAGAAUAUGUGGCUGCUGGUUUGUGUUGUUCCCAAGCUUUGUGGCUUAAAUCUCAACUCAUAGAUUAUGGUCUUCGUCCUAACUCGAUUCCAGUACUGUGUGAUAACACAAGUACUAUUAACAUGUCGAAAAACCCUAUUCAGCACUCACGCACCAAACAUAUCGAGAUUAGGUAUCAUUUUACUAGAGAUCUAGUUCAGGAAGGGAAGGUCCAGCUGGAAUUUAUAGGGACUGAUAUGCAGUGGGCUGACAUAUUUACUAAACCACUUAGCAGUGAUAAAUUCCUUCCAAUCACGAGAGAAUUAGGGUUUUUUAAUCAUGACGACAUCUUCACCUUCUAGAUUAACCUGCAGUUAUGACAACCUUCCUUUCCUUCUAGAGGUUUUCUUCAAUCAAUUAGGGUUUCUGAUCUCACUCCUUACAUAUUGCUCUCUGUCCAACAGUUUAAAAGGCAGACGGUUGAUAUCCUUUCUUCAUCCUUCAUCAAACCCACUUCUAUUCAGUUCCUUAAGCUUCCUCCAAACACCCAAUCAUGGUGAUCACCAAUCCACAACUGCACCCUGUAGUUGAGUUCAACAAUCAGGGGUUCCGAACUGGUCGCGAGUAUGCCAGAUACUUGUGGAGCUUUCGUGAUCGUCCCAUUCACCCAUCCUUUACCAUUCAGCCUUCUGCGUUCAACAAAUAUCGGAUGGAUCUUCCUUCCUUGUUGAAUGGUCUUGGCUGGAGUUCUUUGGUAGAAGACCAACGAUUCAGCUUCUGUCUUGAAGCAGUCAGGAUGUUCUAUCUCCCUCACUCCGGGCUUCAAGCAAGCUUUGAUGGGGAGUUUCAUGAUCUGGGGUUUGACCUUUUAGGUUCUGUGACUCAACUUACUCAAGAUAUCGGUCGGUAUUUUCCUCAUCAUCUGGCUGUCGGUCGGCUCCCCGAUGAUUUAAAGGUGUUUCAUUGGUUUAUCACCAGAUGCUGGCUCCCACGUGACUUGAGUAGCUCCGUUGUGCUCCACCCCAAGGAUCUCUGGAUCCUGUCGAACGCACGAGCCCGGUUGCACUUCGACAUGCGUGACAAGGUAACCCUAUGCAAUGUGCUCGAGGAUUUGCGCUCGAAUCACAUUCUCAUUCGUCUGGAUGCUGACAUUGGUCGUCGUAAGCUCGUUACUGGCUCAGGGGGAGGAUCUGGUAGUUUUCCUGCCAGUUCAGAGGAAACCACCCUUGAUCAGGUCCCAGCGCUGGUUCCGGUGUUAAUCAGUGCUGCCGUUUCGGCCAUUGAUGCUGAAGUUUUGAGAAUCAAAACUAUUGGGACAAAUCAAGAUGAUUUGAGCAGAGCCUCGAUUAGGUUGAUGGUAUGCAAAGAACGGAUGGAACUUAUGCAAACACCCCAAGGAGAUCUGGAGGAUGAGGCUGUGCUUGCUCCAGAAAACUUUGACCCUAUGUCCUCGGAAUUCGGGACUGAUGAUGACAUUUCAGACUAUGAGUCUCCACCGAAAUACCCCUUCUAGGUCUAGGAGAGAUGUCUUUAGCUUAGGGAGAGCAAACUUGGUCAAUUAAGUUUGUAGUGUCGGUUAGUUUUGUCGUCGUUGGUUGAGUAUGCAGUGUUAGUCUGUUGGUUCUAUAGUUACUUGGUCAACUGAGUCAUGUGUGGUAAUUUCUUCGAAUGCAAUGAAACUAAAAGUCUCCC
Linum trigynum is the source of this 7171-nucleotide messenger RNA. NCBI's taxonomy places the organism in Eukaryota, Viridiplantae, Streptophyta, Magnoliopsida, Malpighiales, Linaceae. The record is from the annotation of a GenBank genome assembly.